Colletotrichum phormii is the source of this 3154-nucleotide messenger RNA. Its product is annotated as 3-isopropylmalate dehydratase. The record is from RefSeq and is a predicted model, not a curated record. Bases 459 to 2786 code for a protein of 775 amino acids. Gene Ontology annotation, cellular component: 3-isopropylmalate dehydratase complex. Gene Ontology annotation, biological process: L-leucine biosynthetic process. NCBI's taxonomy places the organism in Eukaryota, Fungi, Ascomycota, Sordariomycetes, Glomerellales, Glomerellaceae. Gene Ontology annotation, molecular function: 4 iron, 4 sulfur cluster binding; 3-isopropylmalate dehydratase activity. The transcript has 4 exons.
ACUCUAUGUAUCUCUUUACCGAGUAAUUUGAUUCAGGUGUCCCAACUCUAAGCAAAGCAAGCACCUACCUCAGACACACAGAGGGACGAAGGCCCCCCGGUCCGGCAGAUACAUAUUGAGCUGCUCUUCCCCCACACCCCUGGCCACACCUUCCCUCCGACUCAGGAUUUUUCUACGUUUUGUAACCCUUUUUUCCUUUUCUUCUUCCCUUUCCCCAAACGCCUCUCAUCCCACGAACACUUCCCAUCACCUCUCACCAAACCCUCCCUCUCCGUCAUCCACUACUCUAGACUCCCAAUUGCAUACAAACAGAGUCACACCCAUCGACUGCUCUCACACCAGCUUGAUUUUGAUAAGGAAGCUUGGGAACCUCCUCCCUCGCACAUUCAAACAGGUCCCUACAAUUGAGGCCGACUUGAGCUUUUGAACCUUCUCCCCGUCUCCCCGAGUUGCACAAAAUGCCCGUUGCCGAAGGCACCCCGCAGACUCUCUACGACAAGGUCCUCCAGGCCCACGUCGUAGACGAGAAGUUGGACGGCACGAUCCUGCUGUACAUUGACAGACAUCUCGUGCAUGAGGUCACCUCUCCUCAAGCAUUUGAGGGUCUGAAGAAUGCAGGCCGCAAGGUCCGCCGACCGGACUGCACCCUCGCGACCACCGAUCACAAUGUUCCCACUUCAUCGCGGAAAGGCAUGAAGGACAUCGGCUCCUUCAUCGCCGAGGAUGACUCCAGAGUCCAGUGCAUGACCCUCGAGGAGAAUGUCAAGGACUUCGGCCUCACAUACUUUGGCCUCGGCGACAAGCGCCAGGGUAUCGUCCACGUUAUCGGCCCCGAGCAGGGCUUCACCCUCCCCGGCACCACCGUCGUCUGCGGUGACAGUCACACCUCGACCCACGGCGCUUUCGGUGCCCUGGCUUUCGGAAUCGGUACCAGUGAGGUAGAGCAUGUCCUUGCGACCCAGUGCUUGAUCACCAAGAGGAGCAAGAACAUGCGGAUACAGGUCGACGGAGAGCUGGCCCCCGGCGUCAGCUCAAAGGAUGUUGUCUUGCACGCCAUUGGCAAGAUCGGAACGGCUGGCGGUACCGGUGCCGUUAUCGAGUUCUGCGGUUCCGUCAUCCGCAGCCUCAGCAUUGAGGCCCGCAUGUCCAUCUGCAACAUGUCCAUCGAGGGCGGUGCGAGAGCCGGCAUGGUCGCUCCCGACGAUAUCACCUUUGAGUACCUGAAGAACCGCCCCCUGGCGCCCAAGUACAACUCGGACGAGUGGCACAAGGCCGUCAAGUACUGGAAGUCUCUCCAAUCCGACGCCGACGCAAAGUACGACAUUGACGUCUUCAUUGACGGCAAGGACAUCAUCCCUACCAUCACUUGGGGCACGAGUCCCGAAGACGUCAUUCCCAUCACCGGCGUCGUCCCCGACCCCGAGACCUUCUCCACCGAGAACAAGAAGGCCGCCGGCCGCAGAAUGCUCGAGUAUAUGGGCCUGACCCCCGGAACCCCCAUGGAGGACAUUCCCGUCGACAAGGUCUUUAUUGGAUCCUGCACAAAUUCCCGUAUCGAGGACUUGCGCGCCGCGGCCCACAUCGUCAAGGGCAAGAAGAUUGCGGCGAACAUCAAGCGCGCCAUGGUCGUCCCCGGCUCUGGUCUCGUCAAGACCCAGGCCGAGGCCGAGGGCUUGGACAAGAUCUUCGAGGCCGCUGGCUUCGAGUGGCGUGAGGCUGGUUGCAGUAUGUGCUUGGGCAUGAACCCCGAUAUCCUUGCCGCCAAGGAGAGAUGCGCGUCCACCAGCAACAGAAACUUUGAGGGUCGCCAGGGUGCCGGUUCCCGCACUCAUCUCAUGUCCCCCGUCAUGGCUGCUGCUGCCGGUAUUGUCGGCAAGCUGGCUGAUGUCAGAAAGUUGGAGGGAUACCAGACCAGCCCUAAGCUCCAGGCUACCAUCACCCCCGACAGCGAACCCCAGGUCGACGAGCGGGUCGAGGAGAGCGACUCUGAGAAGGAGGCCAUUGCCGACCAGCCCGAGGACAACGAACCCCACACCAACACCAUCUCGGCCGGUAGCUCCACGGGUCUUCCCAAGUUCACCAACCUCAAGGGUAUCGCCGCCCCCCUGGAGAUGUCCAACGUCGACACAGACGCCAUCAUCCCCAAGCAGUUCCUCAAGACCAUCAAGCGCACCGGUCUCGGCAGUGCCCUCUUCUACGCCCUCCGCUUCAACGAGGAUGGCUCCGAGAACCCCAACUUCGUCCUCAACAAGGACCCCUACCGCGGCUCCAGGAUCCUCGUCGUCACCGGCCCCAACUUUGGCUGCGGUUCCUCGAGAGAGCACGCCCCCUGGGCUCUUAACGACUUCGGCAUCCGCUGCGUCCUCGCGCCCUCGUACGCCGACAUCUUCUUCAACAAUACCUUCAAGAACGGCAUGCUGCCCAUCAUCAUGUCCGACAAGGAGAAGCUCGAAAAUAUUGCCGACGAGGCGCGCGCCGGCCGCGAGGUCGAGAUCGACCUGCCCAACCAGCUCAUCAAGGACGCCGACGGCAACACCCUCGCUUCCUUUGACGUCGAGGAGUUCCGGAAACACUGCCUCAUCAACGGUCUCGACGAUAUCGGCCUGACCAUGCAGCAGAACGACAAGAUUGCCGACUACGAGCGCCGCAUGUCCCAGCUCACCCCCUGGCUCGACGGCACAAACUACCUCAAGAGGGAUCCCAAGACCGGUCGUCUUCUCGCCAAGGCCGUCCCCGUCCCCAAGACGAACCGGGGCGAGACCAAGAAGGAGCCUCUUGAGUGGUAAGGUGCUCGGACACGGGGGAAAAAAAGAAAAAAAAAAGAGGCAAAUAAAACCACAAAAGAUUGGAUUGGCUUUUUUUUUUUUUCAAAAACUAGGGAGUUUAAAUCAUGUAACGUGUCUACGAUACGAAUCUGGGUUACGGCUUUUUUGCGGGGACAUGUUCACCUUGUCCAGAGAUGACAUUUCUCAUCACACUGGCGGCGAUAUUGGGAAUUAUUCAAAGAAUAAGGGAUGGAUUUGGUUUACAAGUGGCUUUUUUCUCUCAUAUCAAAAGCCAUUGGAAAAAAAGUUUUCGAUAAAUUAGAUGCGCAGUUCGUCACAUUAACGGAGCUUUCGCAACACAACAUUUUCAAAUCUCAUGACUGCUCUUG